Selaginella moellendorffii is the source of this 1262-nucleotide messenger RNA. Its product is annotated as heptahelical transmembrane protein 4. Gene Ontology annotation, cellular component: membrane. The record is from RefSeq and is a predicted model, not a curated record. The coding region runs from base 131 to 1057 and encodes 308 amino acids. Gene Ontology annotation, molecular function: signaling receptor activity. The transcript is spliced from 2 exons. Lineage: Eukaryota; Viridiplantae; Streptophyta; Lycopodiopsida; Selaginellales; Selaginellaceae.
AUCAAAAGGCAUAUAAACCAUUAAAGAACGCAUAUCCCCGUGCACAUUCCUGGCAUAUGCCUAAAGGGCACUUCGCGUUUUAAAAGAGGGGAAAGCGGUUCCCUUGGCAGCAUAGGGUUUCGAAGGGACGAUGUCCCCAAUGGCUGCCACCGAUCGCGAUGAAUGCCCCGGGAGCCCAUCCAAGGCGCGGCGAUUGCUCCAGAAGGCCUACAAUCUGGUGGACUACCACGCGCUCCCCGAUUAUCUCCGCGACAACGAGUACAUCCUCAAGCACUACAGGGUGAAUUGGCCGCUCAAGCAGACGAUCCUCAGCAUGUUCUCCAUCCACAACGAGACACUGAACUUCUGGACGCACUGCGUGGGAUUCCUCCUCUUCGUCUUCCUCACCAUCAACGUGAUCCUGACGGUGGAAAUCCCCACCCUGGUGGCCGAGCUCCUCCACGCACCGACCGCGCGCUGGCCGAUCUACACAUUCCUGGGCGGUGCCAUGUUUUGCCUCUUCUCCAGCAGCGUCGCCCACCUCCUGGGCUGCCACUCGGAGAGGGCCUCGUAUUUGCUCCUCCGCCUCGACUACGCAGGGAUCGCAUCGCUCAUCUCCACCUCCUUUUAUCCGCCGGUCUACUACUCGUUCAUGUGCUCGCCGCUGUGGAGAAACCUCUACCUGGCGGUGAUAACGCUCUUGGGCGUUCUCGCCAUACUGGUAUCGCUGCUGCCGGUGUUCCAGACGGCCGCCUACCGCCCCGUUAGGGCGGCGCUGUUUGUGGCCAUGGGCGUGUCGGGCGUGGCGCCGGUGGUCCACAAGAUUUUCCUCCAUGGCAACCAGCCGGUCAUAGUGUUGACCACCGUCUAUGAGCUUUUUAUGGGGCUGUUCUACGGCAUGGGCGCGCUCGUUUACGUGACUAGGGUUCCUGAGAGGUGGAAGCCCGGGAGGUUUGAUAUCGCCGGCCAUAGCCACCAGCUUUUCCACGUGUUGGUGGUGGCCGGGGCGUACACUCACUACCGUGCGGGAUUGCUCUAUCUCCAGUGGAGGCACUCCAAUGGAUGUGGCAUGGUGUGAUUGGUCCUAAUUCUUCUCUCAGCUUGAGAAGAUUUUAGGUUGAUGGAAAGUUUAGAACAACUAUGUUUUCUCAUGCUGAGAUGCUAGUUUUUAAAAACCAUGUCUUCUGAGCAUUGUAAGGGCAUUUUUGCUAGUAUCUAGCAACUUGGCUAGCUGCAAAAUGUAGAGAUGUUUUGAUUAUAUGGAGAACAUGAGCAUUCUAAAA